AAUACACAUAUAAAUUUCUAACUAGUAAAUAGAUUAAAUAAUUAGUAAAUGUAAUAAUUUUUAAAUAACAAAUACACCAUUAUCUCUAUUUUAUUAAGAAGGAACCAGACAAUUUUUACGGUUUAACUGGUUCAAUGCAACUAACUAUAUCACACGAGCUUUAAACCUCAACUUAGAUAUAUUUUAAUUGUUGUUAUGAUAACAUAAUCUUAAUCUAAUUGUAUCGCUAUCAACUAAUUCUUAUUUCAUACCACUGCAGUGUUGAGAAAAUGCAGUACUAUAGUCACAAACAAUUGAGAUUUUUUUCCUGAAUUUUUUUUGAUCCUGCCGUGCAAGAUAAUACUUCAAACUCCUUAGUCUAAAUCUCAAAUUUGUAGCUGUCAAGUGCUGCACUUUCUUCUUAUAGAUUAUAACUGAUAUUUUAUAAUUGGAACUAUGUAGUGAUUAUAGUCACGAACACAUGAAACUCCUCUUUUAUCCUUCUUAAGGAAAUAUUUGAGGCGUGAACUAGACCCACGUAGCUUAUAUUUUUGGAGAGUUAGAAUAGUGAACAAAUCUCAUUCUUUCACUCUUUAGGCAAGGAAAAGUAACUACCAAACUGGCAUAUCAUAAAUCAUUUGCUGAUGUUUAAAUUUUCAUGAUUUGAUAAAUAAUCAACUUUUAUUCACAACAAAAACUUGAUACUAAUAGCUGGGAGUGAUAGGAAAGGAGAAUCACAAUUUAUGCCACAAAUCAUAUUCUGAUCCGACACCACUCACCCAUAACUUCAGCUUUUUAACUCUUCCCUGUUACUAAAGAAGUAGAUGUGACCACACAUUUGCAAAAGAAAGUGUGUUGUGGCACUGUAAGAGUAGAAAUGGAGAAAGACAUGACUACUGCAUGCAAGGGUUUUCUUGAUGAACAGUUUCUCCAGCUUGAGGAACUUCAAGAUGACGCUAACCCUAAUUUUGUGGAAGAAGUUGUCACAUUGUACUAUAGGGAUUCAGCUAGACUAAUCCAUGGCAUAGAACAAGCAUUGGGGAGGAAUCCACUUGAUUUUAACAAGCUAGAUAGUCUUAUGCAUCAAUUCAAGGGAAGCAGCUCAAGCAUUGGAGCCAAAAAGGUGAAAGCUGAGUGCACUGUCUUGAGGGAAUAUUGCAGAGCAGGAAAUGGAGAAGGGUGCAUGAGGACAUUACAACAACUCAAAAAAGAGUAUGCAACUCUGAAGAAGAAGCUUGAGUCCUAUUUUCAGCUAGCAAGGCAAGUUGGGCCUGCCGAGACUGUAUGCCGCCGCAAGUAAGAGACAUUAGUAGCAGAAGAAGAAGUGUUUUUGUAAUGGUAUGGAAGAGGUUAUAUUGGGUAUAAUUUGGGUUGAGUUAGAAGCUUGAAGCUAUGUAUUGAAAGUUAUUAAUGGAAAUUAUCUGCAAGUCCUUUUUGCUCCUUCA
Mercurialis annua (annual mercury) is the source of this 1424-nucleotide messenger RNA. RefSeq names its product histidine-containing phosphotransfer protein 4. The transcript has 7 exons. Bases 857 to 1279 code for a protein of 140 amino acids. Gene Ontology annotation, molecular function: histidine phosphotransfer kinase activity; protein histidine kinase binding. The record is from RefSeq and is a predicted model, not a curated record. Gene Ontology annotation, cellular component: cytoplasm; nucleus. NCBI's taxonomy places the organism in Eukaryota, Viridiplantae, Streptophyta, Magnoliopsida, Malpighiales, Euphorbiaceae. Gene Ontology annotation, biological process: phosphorelay signal transduction system; cytokinin-activated signaling pathway; phosphorylation.